Messenger RNA from Chrysochloris asiatica (Cape golden mole), 681 nucleotides. RefSeq names its product chromosome unknown open reading frame, human C9orf9 (gene SPACA9). The transcript is spliced from 3 exons. Bases 1 to 681 code for a protein of 226 amino acids. Lineage: Eukaryota; Metazoa; Chordata; Mammalia; Afrosoricida; Chrysochloridae. The record is from RefSeq and is a predicted model, not a curated record. Gene Ontology annotation, cellular component: acrosomal vesicle; ciliary base; sperm flagellum.
AUGAAUGAGGUGAAAGAAUCUCUUCGAAACAUCGAACAGACAUACAAAAUCUUCCAGCAACAACAGUUCACGUUCAUUGCUGCUCUGGAGCACUGCCGAGAAAAUGCCCACGACAAGAUCCGGCCCAUCACCAGCAUAGGACAGGUGCAGAGCUACAUGGAACACUACUGCAACAACACCACAGACAGGCGGAUUCUGCUCAUGUUCCUGGAAAUAUGUACAGAGCUGAGCAAGCUCUGUCAGCGCUUUGAAGCCCUGCACUCUGGCACCCCAGUCACCAACAGCCUUCUAGAAAAAUGCAAAACCCUUGUUAGCCAAAGCAGCGACUUAAGCAGUCUCAGAGCCAAAUAUCCACAUGACGUGGUGAACCACCUCAGCUGUGACGAGGCCAGGAACCACUACGGAGGUGUGGUCAGUCUUAUCCCCAUUGUCUUAGACUUAAUGAAAGAAUGGAUCGCCCACUCAGAGAAGCUGCCCCGAAAAGUGCUGCAGCAAGUGAGUGAGCCCCAGACAAGCAAGGAAUGCACCGUGGAAGCCACCAGUCCUCACCAAGCCACAGGCACCCAGACCCUGUUAAAAACAAACACAUGUAGGGAACUUCCAAAAACCAACUUCAAAUCUAGUGCAAAAGACAAAGGAUGUUUAAAACCUCCCUGGAGACCACCUGGUGGGAAACUGUAA